This is a messenger RNA of Pimephales promelas (fathead minnow), 2464 nucleotides long. RefSeq names its product opioid receptor, mu 1 (gene oprm1). Gene Ontology annotation, cellular component: plasma membrane; neuron projection. The record is from RefSeq and is a predicted model, not a curated record. NCBI's taxonomy places the organism in Eukaryota, Metazoa, Chordata, Actinopteri, Cypriniformes, Leuciscidae. Gene Ontology annotation, biological process: neuropeptide signaling pathway; G protein-coupled opioid receptor signaling pathway; sensory perception of pain. Gene Ontology annotation, molecular function: beta-endorphin receptor activity; morphine receptor activity; neuropeptide binding.
CACUGCAAAAGCCAUCAGCGACUGCUAAAAGCCUCUAGUCAUGUGCAUAUAUAUGUGACGUCAUUUUGUUGAAUAAAAUGCGAAUACGCGCUACGAGCGACGCUCGAUACAUUUUCACGAGGGUAAUGUAAGAACAGCGGUGAUAGAUUUAACAUAGAGUCAUAAACAAAGGGGAUUGUUAGGUACACUUACAGCAGCAGCAGCAACAGCAGCAUCAGACUGCUUCAGUAAACGGUUGAGAGUUGAGAGUCCGAGCAUUUUGAAGUCGGACAGGUAGGAAAUUGAUAUAAAAAACGUGACUGAUAAACCGCGCGCGCGUAAAUAACUUGGGCGAAUCUCACCCAUACAACAUUUGCCAUGGAAACUACUGGCAACAUUUCAGACCUUCUCUAUGCGCUUUCUAACCCUGCGUUGUCGAAUGGCAGUGGAUUCUGCCGAAACUUCAGCAGCUCCGGUCUCGUGAACAUGAACAGCUCCAGAUGUGACAGGACGGCAGAGCUGGACAAAGGCGCAACUCCUGUUGUAGUAGCGAUCAUCAUCACUACGUUAUAUUCUAUAGUGUGUGUGCUGGGACUAGUGGGCAACGUCCUCGUCAUGUAUGUUAUUAUAAGAUACACCAAAAUGAAAACUGCGACCAACAUCUACAUCUUCAAUCUUGCUUUAGCAGAUGCCUUGGCAACAAGCACUCUGCCCUUCCAGAGUGUGAACUACCUGAUGGGUACAUGGCCUUUUGGAGACAUUCUGUGCAAGAUUGUGAUGUCCAUUGAUUACUACAACAUGUUCACCAGUAUCUUUACCCUUACCACUAUGAGUGUCGACCGCUACAUCGCAGUUUGCCACCCGGUUAAAGCCCUGGACUUCCGAACCCCCAGAAAUGCCAAGAUUGUCAAUGUGUGUAACUGGAUCCUUUCAUCUGCCAUCGGUCUCCCUGUCAUGGUCAUGGCCUCCACCACUACUGAGUACCAAGGCACGUUUGCAGUCACUGACUGCACUUUGCUCUUUCCCCACCCCACCUGGUACUGGGAGAACCUCCUGAAGAUCUGUGUCUUCAUCUUUGCCUUCAUCAUGCCCGUUCUCAUCAUCACCGUCUGUUAUGGCUUGAUGAUCCUUCGCCUGAAAAGUGUGCGCAUGUUGUCUGGUUCUAAGGAGAAGGACCGCAACCUACGGCGCAUCACCCGUAUGGUCCUGGUGGUGGUGGCAGUUUUCAUCGUCUGCUGGACGCCGAUCCACAUCUUUGUGAUCAUCAAGGCCCUGGUGACCAUUCCCAGCUCACUCCUGCAGACCGUCAGCUGGCAUUUCUGCAUCGCUCUCGGCUACACCAACAGCUGCCUCAAUCCGGUGCUCUACGCCUUCCUGGAUGAGAAUUUCAAGCGUUGUUUCAGGGAGUUCUGUAUUCCCAGUCCCUCCGUGCUGGACCUGCAGAACUCCACACGCACUAGGAACCCCCAGCGUGAGGGCCAGUCCAGUGGCAACACGGUUGACAGGACAAAUCAGCAGGUAUGACUAGUCCUGGAGAUGUCAUCACUGGAGUCCCACUGCCAACCCAGUGUUGACAUGAGCUCGGAGGUCACGCAGGUCACCACAGGUGUCUAACACCCUCAUCUAUAGGACUUGCCGUAGGUUGAACCUCUUUAUGCAUCUUGCUAGGCCUCCCUUAAAGAGCUGUUUUACAAUUUUGGUAUGGAGAAAGACUGUUAAAGUAGAUUUCAGAGUGAAAUAUGAUAUAAAUACUAUAUUAUUUACCCCAAAUUACCCCGAUAAGCAGAGCUUAUUUCACUAUCUGUGAUGUUCACAGUCGUGCAUCUGAUGUAACUGUUAGAUUAGUCCAGUAUUGAAGAAGUAUAUAUAUAUAUAUUCUCUAAUAGUUGCCUCUUAAGUCCCCUUUAAUAUUUAAAUGUUAAUAAUUAUUUUAAAAGUGAUCACAUUGCUUUAUUUGUUGAAAGAAGAAAAUAGUAUGUACAGUAUUCACUUAUGCUCACAGAAAAUGUAAAUUAGGUAAGAUAAAAUUAUGUUUUUUUGAAAAUGUACAGCAUUCAGUGUCUUUCCCUUGAAACAUAUUGCCAUUUUAACCUGCUUUCAUGGACAACAAUGCAAUUUGGUUAAGCUGUCUUAUUCAAUUAUAUUCCUUUGGAGUGAUUGAAAUUAAUCAUCAAAUGACUGCUUGAAGUGACGUGCGCACAGUUUCUCUGAUUUACCAUGGACUUCAUAGAAAAGCCGAACACAAUAAGAAAUGCCUCUCGCAACAACGCAUAAUUUUCAUGCUUUGGUGGUGACAAAUGUAUUGUGCUUGUAAGCUGAUGCAAACCUCUUGUACUAAUGUAAAUGUCCAAUGUAAUUGUCUGAUUGUCACUCACAUUAAGACCUGUCUGAAAAUGUUUGAUGCUGUAAAAUAGAAGAUCUGUAUGCUGGUGUUUCUGUAUGUUUUUAUAUAUGCAGCAUUAUAAAUAAAUCAUUCACAACAGAA